AUGAACCCGCCUGACAGGCGGCGUGGAGGCGGCGCCCACGUACUGCGUGCUGGUCCUCACUCGCAUCACACGACGCGGCAGCGCGCCGGCUCAAAGGACAAGGACAAGGAAAAGGAAAAGGACGCCAGCAUGAAGGAUGGCACCUCGGCGACCAGCAACAGCAUGCCCACCGUGCCGCCCCGUGCCGCCGUCAUCAGCCCGCCCUCGCCCAGCCACGACGACUCCCUCGACGGCAGCGGGGGCGUCACGCUGUCGGACCGCAAGGAGAAGGACAAGGAGGCCAACAAGGACAAGGACGGCGGCGCCAGCCCGACGCCGGGCAGCGGCAGCGGCAGCAGCAACCCCAACCGGCGGAGCAUGACCCUCAAGGGCAAGCAGCCGCAGCAGCAGCUCCGGGACCGCGAUGCGGCGGCGGCCCUGAGGGACAAGGACGAGCGCAUCGCGCACCUGGAGAAGGAGAUGGGCAUCAUGGAGCACGAGUUCCAGAAGGAGCUCGACAAGCUGAGCCAGAACGAGAGCGAGAUGGCCACCUUCUGGCAGGCCAAGUACAGCGCGCUCAACCAGCAGUUCCUGCGCACCGACACGGAGCUGAGGCUCCUGCGCACCGAGGCCGAGGUCCGCGAGCUGGAGCGCGAGGAGCUGCGCAAGGGGUGGGAGGUGCUGCGCCGCGAGCUCAAGCAGCGCGACGACGAGAUCAGGGGCCUGCGCGGCCAGGUGCGCGGCCUCAAGGAGUUUGUGAGCACGAGCACCCGGACGGACGAUCAGACGAGCGACGAGGUGUUUGGGGAGGGCAUGACCAAGCUAGGGAAUGGGCUGCAGAACUGGGUUAUUGUCAAUUUCAGAAAGGCCAAGAUGGAUUUAGGCAAAGCCGACGAGGCUACAAUGACGGAGCUGGGCGACCUCGUGCCCAUGUUCGAGGAACUUGUCCAUACCUCCAAGGUGCACCUCCUCCAGUCAAUAGUUUCCAGCAUUCUCGUCGAGAUGGUGUUUGAUACAUACUACGUCGGCAUGUCCAAGGAGCAGCGGAAUAGCUUCCGUGAGAUGGAGCAGCUCCUUUUAUCAUUCACUGCGGCCGACGAAGCCGUAAACCAAUGGCGAGCCUCUACGCUCUCCCUCAUCCGCCGUGAGGCUCCCCACCGUCUCUCCGAAGAGACUUCCGCAUGCGUUGAGCAAGUCAUCUCCCGCAUAAACCGUCUUCUCGACGCCAUAACCACCCAAACAUCUUCUUCUUCUUCGUCAUCCUCCACCACAGCCACCAAUAAUACAUCAGAGAACCGGGACAACGCACUCCGCGUCCUCGUCAACAACUCCAUCGAGCUAGCCCGCCUCCUCGCCGUCCAAAAGGCCAUCCUGCGCGUCCACACCCCGACCAUCGUGCCCCACCAGCGCACCCUCUUCGAGCCCAGCACCAUGGAGGACAUUGGCGGCGAGGACGAGGACACCCUCGCCGAGAGGGACAUCUCCUGCGUCGCGUUCCCCGGCCUGAUCAAGCAAGGGGACGAGAGCGGCGGCCACCUGCAAUACAGGAACGUCAUCACCAAGGCCCGGGUUCUUUGCAGCCCGGAAGAAUGA
Messenger RNA from Clonostachys byssicola, 1572 nucleotides. The record is from the annotation of a GenBank genome assembly. Lineage: Eukaryota; Fungi; Ascomycota; Sordariomycetes; Hypocreales; Bionectriaceae.